Molecule: messenger RNA, 6426 nt
Organism: Calidris pugnax (ruff)
Lineage: Eukaryota; Metazoa; Chordata; Aves; Charadriiformes; Scolopacidae
Gene: ABL2
Product: ABL proto-oncogene 2, non-receptor tyrosine kinase
Exons: 12
Coding region: 206-3517 (1103 amino acids)
Biological process (GO): regulation of apoptotic process; protein phosphorylation
Molecular function (GO): ATP binding; non-membrane spanning protein tyrosine kinase activity; protein binding
Source: RefSeq, a predicted model, not a curated record
GAGAAUUAGUGCUUAUGGAAUGACUGGUCCAGGAUGAUUCCCAGCUCAUGAGAUGGCAGAUUGACUGGAAGGCCAAAAUCGCCAGGAGGAGAGUAACAGUUACCGAUGCCUCAUCAACGCACGGUGCCAGACCUCUUCAAAAGAAAUUACCUUCUGGAAAACAACCUAUUCCUGAUACUACACGAGCCUGAUAACAUCGCAGCUGAUGAUAACAGAGGCCCUGCACCGCCCCUAUGGUUGCGAUGUUGAACCCCAGGCACUGAAUGAAGCCAUCCGAUGGAGCUCCAAGGAGAACCUGCUCGGAGCCACUGAGAGCGACCCCAAUCUCUUUGUUGCACUUUACGAUUUUGUAGCAAGUGGCGACAACACGCUCAGCAUCACCAAAGGUGAGAAGUUGCGAGUCCUGGGUUACAACCAGAACGGUGAAUGGAGCGAGGUACGUUCGAAGAACGGGCAGGGCUGGGUACCCAGUAACUACAUCACACCCGUGAACAGCCUGGAAAAGCACUCGUGGUACCACGGCCCAGUGUCACGCAGUGCAGCAGAGUAUCUGUUGAGCAGUCUCAUCAAUGGCAGCUUCCUGGUUCGUGAAAGCGAGAGCAGCCCGGGGCAGCUAUCCAUCUCGCUCAGGUACGAAGGACGUGUUUACCACUACAGGAUCAAUACCACCUCGGAUGGAAAGGUGUAUGUGACAGCAGAGAGCCGUUUCAGCACACUAGCAGAGCUGGUGCACCAUCACUCAACAGUAGCAGAUGGAUUGGUGACAACUUUGCAUUAUCCAGCACCCAAGUGCAAUAAGCCCACUGUCUACGGGGUGUCCCCCAUCCAUGACAAGUGGGAGAUGGAGCGGACUGAUAUCACCAUGAAGCACAAACUUGGGGGAGGGCAGUAUGGCGAGGUGUACGUUGGUGUCUGGAAGAAAUACAAUCUCACAGUUGCUGUGAAAACAUUGAAGGAAGACACCAUGGAGGUGGAAGAGUUCUUGAAAGAAGCUGCUGUGAUGAAGGAGAUCAAGCACCCAAAUCUAGUGCAGUUGUUAGGUGUGUGUACCCUGGAGCCCCCCUUUUACAUCGUGACAGAAUACAUGCCCUAUGGGAACCUGCUGGAUUAUUUACGGGAAUGCAACCGGGAGGAAGUGAGUGCUGUCGUGCUGCUCUACAUGGCCACCCAGAUCUCCUCAGCCAUGGAGUACCUGGAGAAGAAGAAUUUCAUUCACAGGGACCUCGCAGCACGGAACUGCUUAGUUGGAGAAAAUCACGUGGUGAAGGUGGCUGACUUUGGCUUGAGUCGACUGAUGACUGGAGACACCUACACAGCUCAUGCUGGGGCCAAGUUCCCAAUCAAAUGGACAGCUCCUGAGAGCUUGGCCUAUAACACCUUCUCAAUCAAAUCAGAUGUGUGGGCCUUUGGGGUGCUGUUAUGGGAAAUUGCUACCUAUGGGAUGUCACCGUACCCAGGCAUUGACCUUUCUCAGGUGUAUGAUCUGCUGGAAAAGGGCUAUCGGAUGGAACAACCAGAGGGGUGCCCUCCAAAAGUUUACGAACUGAUGAGGGCAUGUUGGAAGUGGAACCCACCAGACCGACCUUCCUUUGCUGAGACCCACCAGGCCUUUGAAACCAUGUUCCACGACUCGAGCAUCUCAGAGGAGGUAGCAGAGGAGCUUGGAAGAACAGCCUCCUCCUCAUCCAUAGUUCCUUACUUGCCUCGCUUACCCAUGCUUCCCUCCAAGACUAGAACACUGAAGAAACAGGCAGAGAAUAAGGAGAACAUUGAAGGAACACAAGAUGCUGUGGAGCACUCGGCCUCCAGCUCAGCACCAGGAUUUAUCAGAAGCACACAGCCAACGAGUGGGUCUCCUGCGCUGCCUCGCAAGCAGAGGGACAAGUCACCCAGCAGCCUGUUGGAGGAUGCCAAAGAGACCACUUUCACCAGGGACAGAAAAGGUGGCUUCUUCAGCUCCUUUAUGAAGAAGAGGAAUGCCCCCACGCCUCCCAAGCGCAGCAGUUCCUUCCGGGAGAUGGAGAAUCAGCCCCAUAAGAAAUACGAGCUGACGGGUAACUUUUCAUCUGUUGCUUCCUUGCAGCAUGUGGAUGGGUUCUCUUUUGCUCCCACGCAGCAGGACGCAAGCCUGGCGCCACCAAAGUGCUAUGGUGGGGGCUUUGUGCAGAGGACCUUCUACAAUGAUGAUGGCACUGGCACCAGCAGUGGUGGGGGCGUGAGCACCGGUGGUGGGUGGUCGGGCAUCACUGGUUUCUUUACACCACGCUUGAUUAAAAAGACACUGGGUUUACGAGCAGGAAAACCCACUGGCAAUGAAGAAGCUUCAAAGCCUUUUCCAAGGUCAAACUCUACAUCUUCCAUGUCCUCAGGGCUUCCAGAGCAGGAUAGGAUGGCAAUGACCCUUCCCAGAAAUUCCCAGAGGUCAAAAAUCCAGCUGGAACGGACAGUGUCCACCUCCUCUCAGCCUGAUGAGAGCACGGGGAAGGCCAAUGACCUGCUUCCCAAAAGGUUUGAAGAAGGCCCCGCUUUGACCAGAGAGAGACCAAAAGCAAAACUCUUGCCGAGGGGUGCCACAGCGCUCCCCUUCCGAACCCUCUCCGGAUCAGAAGAAAAGGAAGGUCCAGGGCUAGCAGCAGCUCCUAAGGGCAAAGAAAAAAACAGUGGCCCACGGCAAGGGGUCCUUGAGGAUGGCGAGAGACCGGGGUGGUCAUCUCCAGUAAAGGCUGCAGCAAUACUUCCAACCACUCAUAACCACAAAGUGCCAGUCCUAAUCUCACCCACUCUAAAACACACUCCAGCAGACGUGCAGCUCAUUGGCACAGACUCUCAGGGUAAUAAAUUUAAGCUCUUAUCUGAGCAUCAGGUCACUUCUUCCGGCGACAGGGACCGGCCCAGACGGGUAAAACCAAAGUGUGCUCCACCUCCACCACCAGUGAUGAGGCUCCUACAACAGCCAGCUGCCUGCUCAGAUGCAGCGGAAGAGCUGAGCGCCGCGGCGGGAGCGCAGCACGGACUGGAACCAAGCGAAGGCAGUAAGAAGGCAGCAGCAGCAGCAGCACCUGUUGGUGGAAAAUCCGGGAGGCCAGUGGUGCCUCCACCUCAAGUGCCUCUGUCAUCGUCUUCCACCUCCCCGGUGAAAAUGGCCAACGGCACGGCUGGCGCAAAGGUGGCGCUGAGAAAGACCAAACAGGCAGCUGAGAAAAUCUCCGCAGACAAAAUCAGCAAAGAAGCGCUGCUGGAGUGCGCGGAUCUUCUCUCGAGUGCCAUCGCCGAGCCCACACCAAACAGCCAGCUGGUGGACACGGGGCACCAGCUGUUGGAUUACUGCUCAGGCUACGUGGACUGCAUCCCGCAUACGCGCAACAAAUUUGCCUUCCGGGAAGCCGUGAGCAAACUGGAACUCAGCCUGCAGGAGCUGCAGGUGUCCUCAACAGCUGCUAGCGUCCCUGGGGCAAACCCCGUCCUUAAUAACUUAUUGUCAUGUGUCCAAGAAAUCAGCGACGUGGUGCAAAGGUAGCUACUGUCAAUCGGGGUAAGAGAAAUUACACGCGGGGAGGGGGGGGGGAACUUUUUUUCUGUACUGAUGCUUUCAAAAGGAAAGACUGAUACUUGAGUAUGUGAAGUACCUCAGAUCACUGAGUUCUCCUCACGUUUACAGGUUCAUCUCAAAAAAAUUGGGGAUGGAGAGGGUAGAUUAAAACUGUAAGGGGCAGAACAUCAAGUAUUUGUCCCUUACCCAGUCAGUCGGAUCUGCUUGGUAUGGCAAGGACGUUCCUUGCUCCUCCCUUGGAGAGGCAGGAGAAUCGAGGGCAGGUUCUCGCUCGGGGAAGGAUGGAUUGGUGUGUGAUAGCUGGAGUGCCGGGGUGGCUGUACAGACCCUCCCCUGCCUGCACUGAGGCGUGCUUUGGCCUCCUGAGAAGGCAGAGGAAAAGCACUUGGGGCUCCGUUGGCACCCACGGCCGAGCAGCCUGAGCUGGAGGAGCUCUAAAGGGAGGAGUGCGGUUGGGGGAAAGGUCUAAUGCACUGACAGUGUUCAGAGCUGCUGGAGGUGGAUGCACUAGCCCAGAUGGCUUACUUCCACAGCGCUGUUGCUGCUGUAAUGAGAACUGCAAAAUUAGUUAAUAUAUGAAACUAUCCCUUUUCCCUCCUGUCCACCUCAUCCACCACAUGUUCUCAUCUUCGUUGUAUCGGAAGCGUCAGGGAUGCUGGGCAGAGUUACCACUGGAAAACCCCCUUCCCCACCACACAGCCUUCACUCAGUUCGUACCUAUUUCUAGUGGUCUAGCACGGGUGCUGCUUGAUGGUCUAUUGUGAGUAGUUUGGGGCUCUCGCACAACUUGCCAGUGUUGUUAUUGGGGUGGGUGGGUUUGGUUUUUGUUUUUUUUAAGCUCUAGAUUGUUUUUAACUCAACUCGUUACCAGGUUGACUCCCCAGUUCAGUUUCCUCACCUGGAGGACCCAUGGUAGGUAAGGCAGAGCCUCCUCCACGCGCCCUCGCUGCUGCAGGAUCCCCUGACCAGUCCCUACUCUUGGCCUAACGCUAACACUUCACAAUGGUGGCUUCCUGGGAUUUGUUCUAGCACUUACCGCGCUCGCAGGCUUCCAGCUUCCCUGCCUAUGAAGGUGUUGUAGGUACAUCGGCACACAGGGCAACCACAGCCAUCUUUUUGUAUUAAUUCCUGUAUUUUAAAGGCUAGACCAGAAACUCACGCUGUGGCACAGGGAACUCCUCUGCCCGAGAUGUGACAACAAGUGUUACAGCACUGUCUUGGGGAGCUCCCACCGGAUCAUAGCCCCUGAUGCCUAUUGACAAUCCCAGAAGGAAAGCAGUCGUGUGGUUGAAGUUGUCUUCCAUGCUCCUAGUGCUGGUUGUAGACUGUUGUGGCCUCAAAAAGCCGGUCUUCUGCGGAUGCGCACAACUCCCCGCAAUGUAAAUGUACUGGCAAGUGGGAAGACUCAAAUAACUGUUGGUUUGUGAGAGAAAGAAAACAAGGCCUGAUACCUGGCUGCAAAUACCUGUUACCCUGCAUGCUGCUGCUCACUUCACACGAGUGGUGAUGAUAGAGGGUCUGGCUUGCUUUGCACCUUAAAUCUUUUAUUUUUUGCUAAAACGCUUUUUAAAUUUGUUUUUAAAGAAGUGUGACUGUGCUGCUUUUAGUUUGGGAGUUUAGAGUUGAGCUGGGGCACAGGUGUGAAUUCAGAAGAUGGGCACGUCCAUUUCUGUCUAGAACCGUGGCCCUGUUGGUGCUUGGAAGCAGGCUGGGCUGUCUCAGCACGGCCCUGGGGUUUUUUUCAUGGAACAUGGCAAGAGAGGAGCCUGAAAAACCUUUAGAAAUGGGCUGGUGUGUGAGAAUCCUCAUUUUAUUACUGGUCUGUGGUAAGCAAGUUUGCGUCAGGAUGGAUGAAUGCACAACUAGUGGAGCAGUAUGUGAGGUAAAAUGGACCACGUUGAGCUUCACUGUCCAAGGGAGUGAAAUGGUGGAAAAAAACCAACCAAACAAAAGCAAUCCAUCCCAACUGAUAGGCAUUAAACUAAAUUAAUUGUCAGUUUUACUCCAGUGUGCUGGUUCCUAAGCAGGGAGAAAUGGAAGUCCAGCAUGGAGUUACUCAUCCUGGCUUGGCAGUACCCACCAAAACCUGCUGUCUAGUUCUGUGGUAGGAUCUUCAGCUUGUCCAGGCCCUCGUGCAGCCCUCGGGUCAGUGGGGUGGGGAAGGCUGUGCUGGGGCUUUUCAACAGCACUGCUCAGCCCAGCGUAAGGCAAAGCACCAAACUGUUAUCUCCUAGACUUUACCGAGGGCUUUUCUGGUUUACCUUAUCUCUUUCAGUCAUCUUUACUGAAGGUUUGUAUCGCCGCACGCCAAACUAACUGCCUGGGGAAGGGUGACCUGCAAAGGGGAGAGGGCUUAUGGUAUUGCUUCACGUGGCCUGUCAAACAAUGGGGAGGAUGGAGAAGGUCGGGGAGGUUUCUUUGGGGCAGAAGGGCAGCUCUUGUUUGCCCUGGCAGACAAUUGCGUGGUUUCAUCAUUCUACUACUACUCCAGCCUAGGGCAAGCGGACUGAAACUGAAGUGAUUCUCAGGGGAAAGGUAUUUUAACCAGAAGAUUUUAAGGCUCUUAGUCCAGUUCUAAGUCCAGUCUAUUUUGAAAGAAGACUUUUUUCUUUUUUUUUUUUUUCCUGAAUGCCAGUCUUCCAGAAAAGCUCCAGCAAAAGUGAUAGAAUAGGAAACAACUCCUGGAAUUUCUAACGACUAAAACGCCCCUCUUUUAGCCCCAGCAAAGGACUGGUUCCCCUCCAGUGGUCAUAUCACACAAUCACAGAAUCUUAGUGGUUGGAAGGGACCUCCGAGAUCAUCGAGUCCAACCCCCCAAAAAAACCACAAACACCACAACCACCACAAAACCAACAAACCCAAAACCACCACCCACC